Molecule: messenger RNA, 4500 nt
Organism: Solenopsis invicta (red fire ant)
Lineage: Eukaryota; Metazoa; Arthropoda; Insecta; Hymenoptera; Formicidae
Exons: 6
Coding region: 690-2906 (738 amino acids)
Source: RefSeq, a predicted model, not a curated record
AGUUCGUGCAUUCAAGGGUGUGCAUAGCAUAACGUGCCAGCCGUGCCAGCGACCUGCAGCGACCCACGUUUCGCUGUGAGGUUGCACAAAUCGACGUGUCACGUUUAAAGGGGCAACAGCGAACUAUUUGUCUCACUCUCGUUGACUCUCGUCACGGGAGCAUUCGUAUAAUGCGUACGUAUGUGACGAGUUGCGCUUUAUUCUGCCUGCGUUUGACCAAGUGAAAUUCGCGUCAUAUCCGACCGCGACGGGCAGUAGCGACGCCUCGUCACCUUGAGUACGAGGGUGAACCAUCGUUUCUUCGUAGACGUAGUACAUACGUGAACGUGUAUAUACAUUCAAGAUUGAGAAAAAUUCCGGUUGGACCGACAUCGGCUCGGAUUGAAUCCCCCUCCUCGACGGGAACCGUCUCGGUUAGACGGGCGAUCGUGUUGGGGAAGCGCGCGAUUGACCGGGGAGAUCGAUUGGCGACUCUCACAGGCACCUCGGCAUCUAGGACGAGAGACGCUACAUGUGGGAGUUUGAAAAUUGCCUUCGACAUUUCGUCGUCGGACCUUGAUGAUCGCUACGGCAUAAAACGUCAACCUUCAUGGUGCGAACUGCAACGUCGGCUGCGUUGCGAUCAUAAAGCGUAAAUCCCUCAGCGGGUUCCUCGGCGGAAUUAGAUCAGGCAAUCAUGUAACUAGACUAUGACAGCGAUGGAUUCCGAUUCCGAGAGUCAGGAUAGCGACGACGGACGGCGGUUUCGUUUCGAGGCUACGCGCAAGGAUUCGGUCGCCCCUUUAAAUACCGCGGAUCGAACGAAGACUCCUAAGAAGCACAAAUCGUCGUCCCACAGCGAAAGUUACCGGGACAGGAAGGAACGUUCCAAGCACGAGAGUAGUAGCAAGAUAGAUGACAAGAAUUUUAGACACUCCACGAAGCACAUAAAGCACGAGUCGAGAAACUUGAGACAGGAAGAUAGCAAAAAUGCAUACAAGGAACACAGGGAGAGUAGAUCUGGACUCGUCACGAAUGACAGAGGCUCCAGAAAUUCUAACGGCAGUGACGUGAGAGAGAGAUCGCGAGGUGACUCGAAACGACAAUCGGACAGGGAUCGCAAUAUUCGGGCGCAGCAUUCGCGAGAACAUUCGUACGAGAGGAACCAUCACGACGAGCGAGCGUCGAACGACAAGCACAGAGGUCGAUAUCACGAGAGACACAAGCAUCGUUCUCGCGACAGGAGUCGCGACAGGUCUCAUCAGUCGAAUAGAAUUAAGUCCUCGAAUGACGAUCAUCGGUCGCGAGAGGAUCACGGGAGAUACGAUUCCUCUAGAAAGAGAUCGGUAAAGGAGACUAAGCCACAAGAUUCAAGGGACUAUUCCUCGCCUAAGAACGUCGAGCGAGAGCGCAGUCACAGCGAGACUCGCUCGAGCGAGAACGCUAAGAAGGAUUCGUCGAUAGAGGCUCAAGACUGCAAGGAUUUAGAUUUGUCACAAUUCGACGUCCUGUCGGAGACCGACGAGAACAUGUCGGACUAUCGGGAUUCCGAGGACCGAACGUCGUCUCCGCACUCGCGUAACGUGAAAAGACACGAUUCUGAAAUUCGAUCGGAAAGUCAUGCGUCAAAGCGAGAGAACGACGACGAGAUCGACGAGAGAAAACGACGGGGAGAAUUAAAGGUAAAGAGAAGGAGCUAUGAUCCGGCAUCUAGUUCCAGUAAUAAUAAUCCUAGUGCCGUUUCAGAUUCCUUACUCGACGCCACAUCGUGCGCGACGCUCUUGGUAACGAGAGAAAUUCGGAUGGACUCUGAGAGAGAAAAGUCUGAUUGUGAAGAGGAGAGAAUACUUGUUUGCGACAGUAACGUCGAAUGUUCGAGCUCGGGGGAGAAAUGUUCGCGUUCUAAUGUUUCUUCGGAUGAGAUACAAUUGUUGAAAAAAAAUUUAGAUCAAACUGGAUGCGCGUAUGGUCCACUUUUACCACCGGGAUUCGCAUCUAGUACGUCUGGUAAUAAUAAACUUGAUUCCGAGACGUUUCUUCACGAAAGUGAUAUCGACGAGGAAGUUGAGGGAAUAAGUACGAAUUUUAUUGGACCUCGUUUGCUACCUUUGUUAAACGAUCGUCGAAGCGCAGAGCGAGAGAACGAAGCGGAUAUUGUUACUUCUACGACAGAAGCGGACACUGUUUUCGGACCUGCACUGCCACCACAUUUGCUACAACGACAACGAAAGAACGAUUCGCAGAAUAAAAUUAUCGGCCCUGUGCUACCUAUGGACACCUCUGGCAUUUCGGAAUCAUGUCAAGACUCGAUGGAAUCAUGUCAAGACUCGAUUGCGUUUACAGAAUCUGAUGACGAUUCCGCGAUAGGUCCUCUACCAGCGGAUCACCCAGCUUUAAGAACUAGUCGCGUACACGAGCAGUUAGAUUUGAGAGCACAAAGAAUCAGGGACGAAAAAUAUUCGGAAGAGAUUGACAUUGGAAAUAAACGCGAGGAGUGGAUGACCGAAUUACCACCUGCUCAAGCUGCUACUCUUGGAUUGGGUCCGCGUAAAUUCAGAAUUCGGGAUGGUCCAGAUAUGUCAGAUAGAUCAUGUUGGACUGAUACACCGGCACAAAAAGUUCAGAAACAAAUGGACUUGGAAACAAGAAGAUUCAAAGAGUCUGAGAAAAAGCAUGUAAAUGAAUUUCACAAGAAAGAAGAGAAAAGCGGAAAACGAGAGAAAUCGUUGUUAGAAAUGCACCAAAGCAAAGUCGCCAAGAAAAAGAAGAAAGAGGAAAAAGAAGCAAAACGAGCUGGAAUAUCAACGAGAAGGCCCUUUGAUAGAGAUAUUGAUUUACAAGUUAAUCGAUUUGAUCAGGCGCAAAAGAAGACUAUUCUGAUGAAAGCACAACUCCUCGACGAUAGGUUCUCGCGCGGGCAAAUUUAACGAGUUCGAUUUUGCACAGGGACAAAAUUAUGGUAAUUAAUGUAAAUAAUUGCAAAUUGUAAAGGAAGUUGUAUUCUGUAUUAAAUGCAUUGGGCUGAUCUUACAAACUCCGAUUAAUUUGAGCAGUCAAUUAAAUUUAAGAAUAGCCACUUGCAAAACCUGAAAUUAAUCGUAUUAUUUUAUGUUCCUUGUUCAAUUUUUUGCAAAUUAGAAUUUAUUUAUUUCAAAUAUAAUAAUUAAAUUAAUAAUUAGUUUUUUUAAUUAUCAAUAAAAUAAUUUAAAAAAUUAGAUUAGGGAUGAUCAGUUUUAAAUUUUGCAGUUGUCAAUUUAUAAAUUUAGCCGGCUGAUUAAGUUAAUCGGAAUUGAUGAAACCAGCCCAUUGAUUUGCAAGUUAAUCAGUUUGAUCAGAUGAAAAGCUAGAUUAUUGAUGAAAGUACAGUUGCUCGACGAUAGAUUUUCGCCUAGACAAAUUUAACGAGUUCGAAUUCUCAAAUGGGAAAAUAAAUAUGACAAUUGUAAAUAAUCGUUAAUUGUGAUGAGACUCUAUAUUAAAUGCGUUUAAAAGUUGACAGAUAUCGAAUGUUGUUUAACGGUGCCUUGAAUUAAAGAAUUGAAUUAUUCUUGCCAUUUUGACAAUUUUACAUAAAUGUUUUAGCAGAAUAUGCACGUUAGCUUCAUAUUCGUAUCUUUCUAAUCGUGAUUUUUUAUACGACAUUUUACUGUCGAUGUCAACUAACUUUCGUCAAAUUUUAUUUCAAUUUUAAUCUCAGUUCUUCAGCUUUUUCCGAAAUAAAUGUAUUGUUGUACAUUGUAUCACAAAUGUUAUUACGAAUUUGAUUUUGUAUUAUGAAUCAAGCAUAUUGUUUUAGAUAAAGCUUUUCCAGUCAUAUUUCCUGCACAUCUGUUUUGUAAUGUGCAAUGUUGCAACGAUGCAUAAUAAAUUACAGUUGCGAACGAGAAUUUUAUAAAUCCUAUAUACUCGUAAUGUAAAUAGCAUUGUACUGUAUGUGAUGAUUAUAAAAAACAACAAUGACGUAUGUAAUAAUAAUAGUAAUAAGAAUAAUGAUUGUACGGUACAUUUCUGCUCAUGUAUAAAAUAGAUAUGCCGCUCGUUAUUUGUUCAUCGUAUUUUCUAUAAGUGAGACAGUACAAAAUAGUGCGAUACUUGGCGUUGUUGAUACGUAUCUUACAAAAGGUACAUAUCAGCAUGACUAUAAUAAAUACAAGUAAAACUACAUUGUCACACUUUUGAGAACAACAUUAGAUGGCACAUCAUACUGAUUUCACAUGCAAAUUCUCAAAGGCAAUUUUAUAUUUUCGAUGAGCCUGAAAUUUCAUUUUAAUUGACAUUACUUAAGAGAUGUGUACAUCUUACAUAUUAAUAAAAUAAAUCUUGAUAUCGCAAGGAUUUAAAGGAUCCUAAAUUUUAGUAAUUUACUAAUUUGUGGAUCUAUUAUUGCACUUUCUCUCACAUAACAAGAGAUAUAAUUCGUACGAUAUCGGAUUAAUAUCAUUGGAUGAUUAAUUACUUUCUGCUGAAAAAUUGUAUAAAAAUCUCUGGAUUUCUAUACACAAAAAUAAAAUAUGUUUUGAU